Messenger RNA from Didymodactylos carnosus, 663 nucleotides. NCBI's taxonomy places the organism in Eukaryota, Metazoa, Rotifera, Eurotatoria, Philodinida, Philodinidae. The record is from the annotation of a GenBank genome assembly.
AUGGCUGGCUGUAUGCCUAUGCAAGGGAUGUAUAUGCCAAAUGCUAUGGGAAAUCCAAAUAUGCCUAUGUUUCCAAUGAAUAUGAACAAUCCAUUCUUGACUACGAAUCCUUAUCUUACCUAUCAAUCAUCUAUGUAUGGAAGAUUUCGACAUGUUAAUCGUUCUAGUCCUUCUUAUCGGCACGCUCCUUUUGAUUGGUAUCGACCACCAAAAACAUAUCAUGUUGUGCACGAGGAUGCUGCUGUUUUAACAUUAGACGGUCCGAUACCGAUCGGAGACUUUUACAAAUACUACAUUUACGGAGGAAACGACUUGGAGGACGAUUAUGAUGACGACUACGAGAUUGCUGAUGAAUAUGAUGAUAGUUACAGCGGGCGACCUGGACAGACCUCGCACUAUGAACAACAAAGCGUAGGCUAUCGACGUCGUCCUAAUAAUCCUAUCGACCAAUACGAUGAGGAUGACAUGGGGGAAGUGGAUAGAUUAGAUACCGGACGUCCGCCUUAUCCGGUACCGUCAUCAAACAGAUACACUAGCCUCGGUCAGAAUCGUUCGAGACCAGGAUAUUAUCGACAAAAUUAUCGACGUACAAAUGUUAAUGAUACUGACUCUCUAAUUGGGAAUAUGGACGAUAAUGUUUCUGUAAAUAGUACAUACAAUUAA